Huiozyma naganishii CBS 8797 is the source of this 564-nucleotide messenger RNA. It is a transcript of the gene RPS7A, whose product is annotated as 40S ribosomal protein eS7. Gene Ontology annotation, biological process: rRNA processing; translation; ribosomal small subunit biogenesis. Gene Ontology annotation, cellular component: cytosolic small ribosomal subunit; 90S preribosome; ribosome. The record is from RefSeq and is a predicted model, not a curated record. The transcript has 2 exons. The coding region runs from base 1 to 564 and encodes 187 amino acids. NCBI's taxonomy places the organism in Eukaryota, Fungi, Ascomycota, Saccharomycetes, Saccharomycetales, Saccharomycetaceae. Gene Ontology annotation, molecular function: structural constituent of ribosome.
AUGUCUAGUAAGAUUUUGUCCCAAGCUCCAACUGAAUUGGAAUUGCAGGUUGCCCAAGCCUUUGUCGAAUUGGAGAACUCCUCUUCAGAGAUGAAGGCUGACUUGAGACCUUUGCAGUUCAAGUCCAUCAGAGAAAUCGAAGUUUCCGGUGGUAAGAAGGCUUUGGUCAUUUUCGUUCCAGUCCCAUCUCUAGCCGGUUUCCACAAAGUCCAAACCAAAUUGACCCGUGAAUUGGAAAAGAAGUUCCCAGACCGUCACUUGAUCUUCUUGGCCGAAAGAAGAAUCUUGCCUAAGCCAGCCAGAGGCUCCAGACAAAACCAAAAGAGACCAAGAUCCAGAACUUUGACUGCCGUCCACGACAAGAUCUUGGAAGACAUGGUCUUCCCAACCGAAGUUGUCGGCAAGAGAGUCAGAUACCUCGUCGGUGGUAACAAGAUCCAAAAAAUCUUGUUGGACUCCAAGGACGUCCAACAAAUCGACUACAAAUUGGAAUCCUUCCAAGCUGUCUACAACAAGCUGACCGGUAAGCAAAUUGUUUUCGAAAUCCCAUCCGAAACACAUUAA